Messenger RNA from Gadus chalcogrammus (walleye pollock), 1938 nucleotides. Its product is annotated as G2/M phase-specific E3 ubiquitin-protein ligase-like. NCBI's taxonomy places the organism in Eukaryota, Metazoa, Chordata, Actinopteri, Gadiformes, Gadidae. The record is from RefSeq and is a predicted model, not a curated record. Gene Ontology annotation, molecular function: ubiquitin-protein transferase activity. Gene Ontology annotation, cellular component: nucleus.
AUGGUGCGGUCAGUCGCCACCAGAGCAAGCGGUCUAUUCAACCCUGGCAGGGAUCAGCUGGACCACCCCACCAUGUCGGCGACAAGCAGCCUGGCACCGGCGAGCACCGUGGCCAGCAGCCUUGUUCCAGACAGUACCCCACAAUCGACCACCACAAAAAAGAAAGUUAAUCUGGAAGUGUCCCUGUACAAGAGAUUUUAUCUACGCUUGGUUUCAGAAUCAACAACUCUGGAGGAACUCACCAAGUCAACUGAACCUCUCCAAGACUAUCUUGCCAAUGCAGGCUGUCUGAAGCCACUGAAAAGUGUUGACGACAGGGAUAGACUUGUGGAAGAUGUCUUGAUGUUUCAAGUCAUCAACCGAGUCCGUGGACCAUUUGAAAGGUUCAGAGAUGGGUUAAAAACGCUUGGAGUCCUGGAGCAGAUCCAGAAUCAUCCAGAAUCGUUCAGUCCAGUGAUGUGCUACAAUCCAAGGCCGCUGACCGCUGACCAGGUUGAUGGGCUGUUCCACAUCCAGUGGUCAGAGGAGGGGAGCAACCAGAAAAGAGAGGAGAGAACAGUAGUUGCUUUCUGGAGGGACUAUUUGCAAGAUGUUGAAGAGGAAGAUGGAUCAAAGAAGUUGGGGGACAUCCUAGCAUUUGCAACUGGAUCUGAUGCAGUACCACCAAUCGGCUUUUCUCCUCAACCAUCUCUUGAAUUUCUUCACCCUAGGUGGAGCAGCAAGUUCCCUGUUGCCAACACCUGCAUCAGCUGUCUUCGACUGCCGAUCUACAGCACGUACGAUUGUUUUAAGACCAACAUGGACUUUGCAAUAAGAAACACACAGGGGUUUGGCAUGCCAUAGAUGAUGAAUUUAAAGUUCAAAAGUAUAAAAUGUAACAGUAUGUAAAAAGAAAAAAAAAAAAAUCUGACAUUUUGUUUAUUGUACAAUUACAUGGUAAUGUCGGUAUCCACUCCAAAAAUGUGUAUAUGUUGGAAAUUCAAAUUACUGAAUUCACACUAGACACAAGUUUGCUUGCUUUGUUAACUUCAGUGGAUACAUUUCCUAGUAAGGGCUUACAUUUGUCCUGUUUGUUUGAGUAAGAAUGGAGCCAGUUUACUUGAUGAAUUUGUUUUUAUUGUCAAGUUUAAUUAAAGUGUACUUUACUUGUUGAAUGAGCUUGGGGGUUCUGUUGCAGAAUGUAGAUGUGUCCAAUCUACAUUUUUUUUAUACAGGUACAUUUACAUAUUAAUAAAUGUUCUAUGUAAUAAUAGCCCCAUCUCUUAAUUCAAGUUCAAGUUUAUUGACAUACUAGACAUCAACUAGCAACAUCAAUAUCAGUAGUGAAAUUCUUAGGCUAAGAGCCAACUCAACUUUGCACACUAGAGAAUCAUUCACUUAGUCCUCUGGGAUGUCUUGCUUGCAAAAAAUGUAAAAGAGACAGAAAUAAUUGUAUUCCAUGAUUUCCAUCAUUCAUUAAUGGGUCAAUUAAUUCUUGAAUUUCUUGCAUGGUACUGUUGCUUACAUGAACACUGUUUUCAGGAACCUCAAUAUUAUUCCUGCUCUCUACUGCAGGUAGCGGUUCACCAUUAUCAGUGCCUAAAUGUUGAUCAAUCUGAAACACACCACGUAUAGCUGUGUUGUUGCUUCCAAUAUGACUGACAACACCUCUAUGCCACAAUUGCAAUGGGGUUUGGCUUCCUUGGGUAGAGAGUCCAUGGUUAUUCCAUUGGCUCCUGAAUUCUCUUACUCCCCUUCGAACCCGAGGUAAGUAAAUGUAAUGCAAACAAAAUAAAUGAAGAUCACAAAGAGAGUCAAGUAUGCCUUCAUUUUCCAUAAACGUAAAUAAGUCAGAGAAGUAAUAAGAAACGACUCGGUUUAGUUCUGCCCAUAGCCUCUCUAUUCUUUGGUUGUGUACGCUGCGCCCCAUGAUCAUACUCCCUCUAUUCACCCCUCUAU